Messenger RNA from Monoraphidium neglectum, 1710 nucleotides. RefSeq names its product NADPH-ferrihemoprotein reductase. NCBI's taxonomy places the organism in Eukaryota, Viridiplantae, Chlorophyta, Chlorophyceae, Sphaeropleales, Selenastraceae. Bases 1 to 1710 code for a protein of 569 amino acids. Gene Ontology annotation, molecular function: heme binding; oxidoreductase activity, acting on paired donors, with incorporation or reduction of molecular oxygen; iron ion binding. The record is from RefSeq and is a predicted model, not a curated record. The transcript has 10 exons.
AUGGCCGACUCAAUCAGCCAGCUGCUGUCCUUAGCAGCGGGCAAUGAGCUCGCGCUCGCAUUCGCGGGCGUGGCGGGACUUUUCGGCCUCUACUGGCUCUUGUCAAGCAUCAGGCGCCCCAUCGGCGACAUGGAUAAGAUUCCCGGGCCCUGGAAAAAGGCAUACCCGGUGGUUGGGAACCUGCUCGAGUGCCUGCGCCCCGACUUCCACAAAGUGCUGCUCAAGUGGGCCGACGACCACGGCGGCGUGGUGCGCCUCAAGUUCCUGUGGAAGGACGCGCUUAUCGUGACAGACCCCCAGGCGCUCGCCUCUAUCAUGGGCCGCGGGGAGGGCGCGCUGGAUAAGGCGGCCGGCGUGUACGCGACCAUCAACUACAUGUGCGACCCCCACGGCGCGCCGAACCUGCUGACGGGCGCCGCGACAGACACCUGGAAGGCGAUCCGCCGCGCGGUGGCCGUUUCCUUCAGCACCCAGAACAUCAAGAAGAAGUACCCCCUGAUCCUCUCGCGCAUCAACGAGCUCGUCAGCCGCGUCAGCGCGCAGGGCCCCGACGCGUCCAUCGACGUCGACCAGGCGGCGCUGCGGGUGACGCUGGACGUCAUUGGGCUCGCGGGCUUUGGGCACGAUUACCAAUCGGUCAAGCAGGACAAGCCCGCGUACGACCACCUGCUGCGCGUUCUGCCGCGCUGCUUCACGGAGGUGAUGCUGCGCGUCGCCAACCCGGCGCGCCAGGCGGUGCCCUCCCUGUUCAAGGGCGGCGACAAGGGCUCCAAGGCUUUUGACAUGUUCCAGGCCGAGAUGCGCAUCCUGCUGGAGGAGAUGAAGCGCCGCGGGCCCCCGCCAUCGGGCGACCAGGACAUCGCGUCGCAGCUGUACCGCGUUAUGGCGGAGAACCCCGACGUCAGCGAGGACCGCGUGAUGAGCGAGAUCGGGAUCCUGUUCGUGGAGGGGUUCGAAACGACAGGCCACACCACCGCCUGGACGCUGCUGCACGCGGCCACCAGCCCGGGCGUGCAGGAGCGCGUUGCGGAGGAGCUGGACGCGGCCGGCCUGCUGUCCAAGCCGGGGGCCCCGCCGCCGCGGGAGAUGGAGUUUGAGGACCUGAAGAAGCUUCCCUACCUGACCGCGGUCGCCAAGGAGGCCAUGCGCAUGCUGCCCGUCGUGUCGCUCAUGGGCCGCGUGACCGAGAAGACCGUGCGCGUCGGCAAGUACACCGUGCCGCCGGGCGUGGUGGUCGGCACGCCGCUGUACGCGAUCCACAACACGAAGCACAAUUGGGAGGCGCCGGCGGAGUUCAGGCCAGAGCGGUGGCUGGACGUGCCCGUGGAAACUUAUGUCUACAAUUCGAAGAGCGGUGGCGCCGCGCCCGCCGACGCGGAGGCGAGCAGCGGCGGCGGCGGCGCGACGAGCAGGCUGGCGGCGGCGGCGGCGGCGAGCAAGGAGGGUAUCACCUUCAUGCCGUUCAGCGACGGGCCGCGGUCGUGCGUGGGGCAGUCGCUGGCCAAGGCGGAGGUGCUGACGCUGCUCGCCAAGAUUCUCGGCAGCUUCAAGCUCGAGCUGGCGCCUGAGAUGGGCGGCCUGCAGGGUGUCUUGGCUCGCGAGAGCACGCACCUCACUCUGCAGACCUGCGGCACCAAGGGCAUCCGCAUGCGCAUGACCCCGCGCAGCGAGCACGUCGCCGCCGGCGUCGUGUGCGCGCAGCAGGAGUGA